Molecule: messenger RNA, 2435 nt
Organism: Epinephelus lanceolatus (giant grouper)
Lineage: Eukaryota; Metazoa; Chordata; Actinopteri; Perciformes; Serranidae
Product: retinoblastoma-like protein 2
Biological process (GO): cell differentiation; regulation of transcription by RNA polymerase II; negative regulation of G1/S transition of mitotic cell cycle
Cellular component (GO): transcription regulator complex; nucleus; chromatin
Molecular function (GO): RNA polymerase II transcription regulatory region sequence-specific DNA binding
Source: RefSeq, a predicted model, not a curated record
UGAACUUCCUGUUUGCUGAGCAGCAGGCUAACGCCAUGCUGCAGGAUUCGUCUGCUGCUACCAACCAGGCAUAAGAGACGUACAGGGGAAUUCUUAGAAGCCCUUUAAUCUGGCUUUCAAAUCCAAAACAACUCUGGUACACAUUCCUGCUCUGACUUUCAUCCUGUAUAGAGGUCACCAUGGCAACCGAGCCACCAGGAUUUGGCCCCAGUGAACACCUGGUGGCUAUGUUAAGGGCCUGCUCCAGAGAUCCAACUGAGGAGAUUAAAACAAGACUGAGAUGUAUGCUGGACACAUUUCUGCAACACCACAGGGACAAUGCAGGAAAUGAGAACACCAAUGAACUGGCAAAAAAGUGCUGCUGUAAUGCCCAGGAAUUGUACUACAGGUUCUUGGAAACCCUGGCCAUUCAAGAGAGGGAAAGGAAAGGCAUCAGUGACAUUUCAGGCAUCUUGGGGAAUGGGCUUUUCCAGUCCUGUCUGGUGGCCUGUUGUCUGGAGAUUACCAUAUCCACAAACCGUCUACCGUGUGACUUCCCUCUGCUCCUUCUGAUCUUAAAACUGGCACCAUACCACUUUCUGAAGGUGAUUGAGCUGGUGUUGCGGGCCGAAGGGGAUCUGUCUCGUCCUGUUUUUAGACACCUCGCCCAAGUAGAAGAAAAAAUUCUGGAGAGCUUGGCCUGGACCAGCCACUCACCACUGUGGGAGGACAUCAGAGCCAAUGAGGGCCAUCUGCCCACCUGCCAACAGGCGAUACCUCCUACAGAGCUUGAAGAUCCAAAGCAAACAGUCUUUCAACCUGACAGAAACCAACCAGUGGAUUUCAGUUUGGGUGCUAAACCAUCUACCAGCACUGAACAACAGCGUUCCCCAUCAGCUGUAAACAGAUCUCGGAGAAGCAACUCCCUCCAUUUUUUUGCUGUCAAGAUCUACAAGUUGAUGGGAAAGCGUCUGAAGGAUCUGUGUUCAACGCUGGUUUAUUGUGAUGAGCUGCGUCUGAAGAUCUGGACCUGUUUUGAGUACUCUCUGGUCCACUGCACUGAGCUCAUGGUAGAUCGUCACCUGGAUCAACUGCUCAUAUGUGCCAUUUUCCAUACAACUAAGAUAAGCACACUGGAUACACUCUCCAAACGCAUAAUGAAUUGCUACAAGUCUCAGCCACUUGCCAGCAAAAGUGUCUGCAAAGACGUGCUGAUUUCAGGAGGAGAUGCAGAAAAUCCUCUCACUGGAAAAAACAGCCGCUCUACCUGUGCCCUUCCAACAGAUUCUGCCCUUUCUGCACCUUCUGGGGAAGUUCAGAGAUCACAGAGCACAAAAAAUAAUGGAGACCACAGCAUCAGUAUCCUGACCCCCAAUACACCAUCAACACAUUAUCCAGGACCUCGUCAGGAGGAGAGAGGCGAUUUUUUUGACUUUUACAUCAAGGUCUACGAGACAAAAAUGCAGCACUUUGCCCUGCAGUUUGGAGGAGACACUCCUCCCUUGUCUCCAUAUCCACGACAGCGGAAAGUGUCUCCUCGCAGACAGCUGCUGUCCAACAGCUAUAAGCUACCACUGGAUAGAGACGAGGAAGAGCGGGGAGAAGGGGAGGAAGACGAAGAUGGUCCUCCAGCAAGGAGGCUUCGUUCGGAUGGUCAGUCAGCCUUGCAGAGGCGAUUAGGGGAUGUGAUAAAUGAUCGUGUGAGAAGUCGGGACCAGGACCAACCAUCUCCAGUUAUAAGGCCUAACCUAUAGUAGAGUGGAGAGUAGCAGGUCGUAUGUUUCUGAGGCUGUAAUAACAAUGUCAGGUGUUAGAGGAGAAGCACAGAGCAGCUUUGUCUUCCCUUACAGGUAUCUGUUAAGAAUUCCUUUGGGCUAAAUUCUUUGACAGCUCUAAGUAUUGUAUCCUGUCUCAGCUAAAAUUAUGCCUCUUUGCUCUUUUGCUCUGUACUAUCUCUGACACUUACUGUCCUUGAAUAAGACACCUAACCCUCAGCUCAGUAGCCAAUGGUAAAAGAUUGUAGUCGCGUCGCCCAGCUCCCGGGUGGAGGUGCAUGAUGUACGAAUCUGAAGUAGGGCAUGGCUGGAAAGUGCUCAGUUGACAUUCCUUAAAAUUGUGGGACAAACUUGGCUGCCUCUAACAGCACUUAUGGGGAAGAAGUGUACGCACAUGGCCGUAAUGAGUACCUGAUUUUAUUUGGCUAAAUUCUGAUUAGGUGAGGGAUGAUACUACUUGAUCAGUGCAAGCCAUUUUAAAGCAUUUUUAAUCUGUUUUUAUCCUGUAAUGAUAUUUUCUUAAAUAUACAUUCAAAUUUUUAAAAGACAAACUUAGUUUAGUCUGUGUGACACCCCUAAACGUACUUUAAUCAAUUCUGGUUGUUUUAAAUUGAGCAUAGCGUUAGUUCAGGCAGGACACUAUGUCAAGCUCAGCUCACAUCCCAGUUACAUCAGCUGAUC